Molecule: messenger RNA, 1323 nt
Organism: Eruca vesicaria subsp. sativa (arugula)
Lineage: Eukaryota; Viridiplantae; Streptophyta; Magnoliopsida; Brassicales; Brassicaceae
Source: the annotation of a GenBank genome assembly
AUGGAUGAAGUGGAAGCUGCUUACGAGUGGGUUGAGGACAAACUUGUUUUCGAGCCACAACUAGUAGGAUGGCAAUCCGCAUUUAAACAUGGACUCUUGGAGGCUGGUGUGUUACCGUACAACGGUUUCACGUUUAAGCAUAUAGUCGGGACAAAGAUAGGUGGUACUAUCUUCGACCCAGACGGCCAUAGACACUCGGCCGCUGAUUUGUUAGAGUAUGCUAAUCCGGAAACAAUUGCUGUAUACUUGCAUGCUCUUGUUCACAAGAUCCUCUUCACCACUGAAGGAGACCAAAGACCUAGGGCGUACGGAGUGAUAUAUCAAGAUGCAGAUGGAGUGUUCCACAAGGCAGAGCUUGCAAAAAACACAAUGAACGAGGUGAUUUUAUGUGCGGGUGCCAUCGGGAGUCCUCAACUGUUGAUGCUGAGCGGCGUGGGUCCUAGGGUUGAUCUUGAGUCCCAUGGGGUAAGUCCUGUGAUCUUAGAUCAUCCCAUGGUUGGGAAAGGGAUGGGAGAUAAUCCGUUGAACACUGUUUUCGUCUCGUCUCCCCGACCAGUAGAAGCGUCCCUCAUACAGGUCGUUGGGAUUACCAAGUUUGAUACUUUCAUUGAAGGUUUUAGUAGCGUGAAACUCCCUAAUAAUAUGAUGCAUACGUUCUUCCAAGGUGUUUUAAGUCUUCUCAACGAGACAAGCCACUCCACCCUAGCAGUUAUAGACUUUUACAAACAGUUGAACGUGAUGGAAAUUGAUGGCUGGAUCGUCAAUAAAGUUGACGGUCCAGUUUCCAGAGGUCACUUAGAACUCCGGAACAUGAAUCCAGAUGAUAACCCUUCUGUAACAUUCAAUUACUACCAAGAGGCAGAAGAUCUUGAGAAGUGUGUUAAGGGACUUAAAACCAUUAUUAAAGUGUUGAAUUCCAAUGCAUUCUCUAGUUAUAAGUAUCCGAAUGCAACUGCACGUGAGCUGCUUAAUCGCAUGUUGAGCCUUCCCAUCAAUCUUAGACCAAGGCACGAGUCUGCAAAGUUCAACUUGACACAAUUUUGCAUUGAUACGGUGAUAACCGUUUGGCAUUAUCACGGAGGUUGCCAAGUUGGAAGAGUGGUCGACAAGAAUUACAAAGUCUUUGGAAUCGAUGCUUUGAGGGUCAUCGAUGGAUCCACAUUUCUCAAGUCUCCGGGCACUAAUCCUCAAGCCACGGUUAUGAUGCUCGGAAGGUACAUGGGUCAGAAGAUUCUUCGAGAGAGAAAUGCUUCCGGGGAAAAUAACGAAGACUAUUCGAUAAUCAAAGAUGAUACCGAUAAAAGCUCUUCAUCGUCCAAAUAA